AUGCAGGAGGUGGUGGAUCUGGGCAAGGCGAACUCCACGAAGGGCUUCCACCCCCCCGAGCCCAGCACCGUGGCUGUGAUUAUGUACACGUCUGGGUCCACGGGCAAGCCCAAGGGCGUGGUUAUUGAGCACCGCAGUCUGGUUGCAUCGAUGGCCGCCAUCGGGACCAAGUUCUCGGAGCUUGGCCUGCAAGAGGGUGAAGAGACCUAUCUCGCAUACCUGCCAGCCGCUCAUAUCCUCGAGCUCGUCGCAGAGCUCACGAUGUUCUCCCUCGGGUCCGCGGUGGGCUUCGCGGACCCGAAGACGAUCUCUUCAAAGGGCGCCUGCCGCCAGAGGCCAGACGGCUCUCUGAACCUAAAGCCAGAGUACCCCCACCCGCCGGGAGGGAUCCAGGAGUUCCAGCCGACCGUCAUGGCGGCCGUGCCCAAGAUCUGGGACAUCCUGAAGAAGGGCGUCGAGGACGUCGUCGGCAAGGGCUCGCCCGUGAAGAGAUUCCUCUUCCAGGUCGCGUUCAGCGGCCGAUAUUGGGCAGUGUGCCAUGGCCGGGAGUCCCCGCUCUUCAAGGCGGUCGUCUUCAAGAAGUUGUCAGACAUGCUCGGCGGCCGGCUCAAGGUCGGCCUCUCGGGCGGUGGCCCCGUGAGCGCCGAGGUCCAGGACUUCAUCCGCACCGCUUUCUGCAUGCCCCUCCUCCAGGGCUAUGCCCUGACGGAGACGUGCUGCGCGGGGUCGGUGCAGAUGAAAGACGAUGUUCGAAACGGCGUGGUCGGCCCCCCUUUGGGCAGCGUUGAGAUCAAGCUCGGCCCAUGCGGAGAAAUCAUGGACCGCAGCAAGAAGCCUUACCUGGCCAGCGACACGAUGCACUACAGCAUGCCAUGCGCGGGGCGUGGCGAGGUAUUGAUUCGAGGCCCGUCGGUCAGUUCAGGCUACUUCAAGCAGCCUGACAAAACUGCCGAGGUCUUUGACAAGGAAGGGUGGUUUCAUUCUGGUGAUGUGGGCGUGCUGACCACAGAUGGGGCCCUUAUGAUCGUGGACCGCGUGAAGAACCUCGUGAAGCUCAAGGGUGGCGAGUACAUCGCCAUAGAGGCCAUGGAGAAAGAGUAUAGCACCUCGGCGUAUGUCAACGGCAUUAACGGUGGCAUCAUGUGCCACGGCGACGGCGACAUGGAUCGGCCUGUUGCACUCGUGCAGGCGAAUACCCAUGAGCUCGAGAAAUGGGCCAAGGCGAACGGCGUGCAGUACAAGAGCAUCGAGGACCUCUGCAAGUCGAAGGAGGCAGAGAAACUCGUGCUCGACUCGCUCGUGGCAAUCGGAAAGGCGAGCAGCCUCGGGUCCAACGAGAUCAUCUGCGCGGUGGCGCUGAUCCCGGGCACGGGCCCGGCCGAUGGGACCCCCGACGCCGCGAGCCCGUGGACCCCGGAGAACGGGGGCCUCACCGCCUCGAACAAGCUGAACCGGAACCCGAUCGUCAUCACCUACGCCCCGCUCCUGGAGCACAUGCGGAAGCAGGCAAUCCGGUGA
Messenger RNA from Prorocentrum cordatum, 1518 nucleotides. The record is from the annotation of a GenBank genome assembly. Lineage: Eukaryota; Dinophyceae; Prorocentrales; Prorocentraceae.